AUGGCGACGCUCAACACGCCCGUAAGCGUCGCAGAGGUGGCCGAACAGGCUGGCAACUACACGUACAAUGUUCACAUUCCACUGGCAAAUUGGCUGCGUACAGCCAACACCAUGCAGAAAGAGGCGCAAGUCUACGAGGCAGAAGGCAAUGACGCGCAGACGUACCUUCUCCUAUAUCGCCACGCCGACCUUGUUCUUCAAAAGUUGCAAGCACACCCAGACAGGAACAAGCCCGAGAAUCGCAAGGCGCUCAAUGCUGCCACGGCCGCCGUCAGUCGCGACUUGAAGAAGCUCGAAGAAAUCGCGCCGCGCAUCAAGAAGAGACACGAGGAAUAUGAAGAAAGGAGGAAGAGACAACAGCAGGCCCUCAAGUCGCUGGAAGGAAAGGGUGCCAGGACCCUCCCUCUGGAGCUGGACGGGCUGUCACUUCAGGAUCCAGGCACCAAGAGACGAUCAUACGACUCGAGGCCGACGAUUGAUGCACGCGUCCUAGAGAACCAGUCACUGGCUGCACGGCUGGCACAACGUGAAGUCAGGCGGAGAGACACGAACAGGAGGACCGCGCGGCAGCAUGGUGUGUCGGAAGAAGAAGAGCAGGCACGGCGUAGUGGAGGUUCAUGGGAUAGAUGGCAGGAUGAUUUGUCUCAGCAAGCCGGCGACGGAGAUGAUGUGUCUAGCCAGAUACAAGAGGUUGCCAGGCUCCAGCAGAACGGCCACAGGACGUCAUAUUCGUCGUCUUCAUCCUCCUAUCACUACCCCACCGUCCCAUACAAGACGUCCCAAGAGAGGUGGGACUCAUCACGCGAUCCAGUACCGACACGACCUCCCAAAGAGCAGAUAUACUCAUCCUCGGCGUCACCAGCAUCGCCGCCACCGCUGCCUCCCAAGUAUACAACAUCUCCACACGACGCACGAUACCAGCACGGACCUCCGCCCGUACCUGGAAAAUACUCAGAGAGCGCGCCGCCACUGCCAGGCAAAGUACCCGACCCCCGCUCAAUCACUCCUUCGAACGAGUUGGACGAAUUCACCUUUAAGCCAUCUGCCUUCCUCGAAAACGGGGAUCCUCUGCGACCUGUCUUCCUUCCCUCUCAACUUCGCAAUCAGUUCCUCGCAUCUGCUUCGUCCAACACACGUCUGAACCUCGAGACAUGUGGUAUGCUGUGUGGAAUACUCAAAUCCAACGCUCUUUUCAUAACUCGCUUGAUCAUCCCUGAGCAAACGAGCACAAGCGAUACCUGCGAGACGCUGAAUGAAGAGGAGCUUUUCGAUUACUGUGACAAGGAGGAGUUGAUGGUGCUUGGCUGGAUACACACACAUCCCACCCAGACAUGCUUCAUGAGUAGUAGAGACUUACAUACUCAUGUCGGCUACCAGGUUAUGAUGCCGGAGAGCAUUGCGAUUGUGUGUGCACCGACAAAACAACCCAGCUGGGGAUGUUUCCGCCUCACUGAUCCCCCAGGUAAACAAGCCAUCCUCAACUGCAGUCGCCCUGGUAUCUUCCACCCCCACGACGUCGACAACAUCUAUACCGAAGCCCUCAAACCUGGUCACGUAGUCGAGUUGACAAACGCGCCAUUGGAGAUUGUCGACAUGCGGCCUAAGAAGCGGUUUUAG
Molecule: messenger RNA, 1617 nt
Organism: Pyrenophora tritici-repentis Pt-1C-BFP
Lineage: Eukaryota; Fungi; Ascomycota; Dothideomycetes; Pleosporales; Pleosporaceae
Source: RefSeq, a predicted model, not a curated record